Molecule: messenger RNA, 4437 nt
Organism: Pyrgilauda ruficollis (rufous-necked snowfinch)
Lineage: Eukaryota; Metazoa; Chordata; Aves; Passeriformes; Passeridae
Gene: DOK7
Product: docking protein 7
Exons: 13
Coding region: 63-2246 (727 amino acids)
Biological process (GO): neuromuscular junction development; positive regulation of protein tyrosine kinase activity
Molecular function (GO): protein kinase binding
Source: RefSeq, a predicted model, not a curated record
GGCGGCCGGAGCGCGGGGCGGGCGCAGCGAGCCGGCGCAGCUGUCCGGAAUCAUGACUGAAGAUGACGGAUUCCGUGGUGGUGGAGGGUCACGUCAAGUUGAGAGACGGAAAAAAGUGGAAGAGCAGGUGGCUGGUGCUGCGCAAGCCCUCCCCGGUGGCAGUUUUGCUCCUUUUAGACUGUUUGCUCAUGCUGGUGUACAAGGAUAAAUCUGAACGAGCAAAAGGGCAUAAGGAGAGGAGCAGCAUGACCUUAGAAGACAUCUGUGGCUUGGAUCCUGGGCUCUCCUAUGAGGGCCUGAAUCACACGCUCGCAAUCAUCUGUCUGUCCCAAGUUGUGAUGCUGGGAUUUGAGAACAAGGAAACCAUGUACGCGUGGGAUGUGCGAAUCCGCUACAGUUUGGGGGAAGUUCAUAGAUUUCAAGUCUUUGUAGCCCCUGGCACAAAACUAGAGAGUGGGCCUGCUACCCUGCAUUUCUGCAAUGACAUCCUUGUCCUGGUGAAAGACAUUCCUCCCAGUGUCAUGGGGCAGUGGAAGCUCUCGGAUCUGCGUCGCUACGGGGCUGUCCCGAACGGAUUCAUCUUUGAAGGAGGCACCAGGUGCGGCUUCUGGGCUGGUGUUUUUUUCCUGUCUUGUGCUGAAGGGGAGCAGAUCAGCUUUCUGUUCGACUGCAUCGUCCGCGGCAUCUCCCCGACCAAAGGCCCCUUUGGUCUGCGUCCAGUGCUCCCAGAUCCAAGUACAAACCCAGCCUAUUCAGAAGAAAGAUUGGCUCAUGAAGCUUUGCAAUUAGAAAAGCGCUUGAGCUUGCUGUCUCAUACAAGUCGCCAAGGUAGUGGAGGAGAUGAUAGGAGUAUUUCAAGCUCAUCUUCGGAUACCAGCCACUCGGAUGUCAGCGUUGGGAGCAGGCUGACAGUGUGGCCUGAGCAGUCUUCGGCCAGCACCUCUCAGGAGAGCCAUGGGCUGGCAGCUGCAAAGGGCAUUCACCUGGGAGAAGAGAAGAACCUUCCAGAAGGGGCACGUGGCAUCACUAAACCCCCUCCAAAGCCCCUCCGAUCCAGACAGCUGCAGGAAAUAGGUCGUCAGAGCUCUUCUGACAGUGGAAUAGCUACUGGCAGUCACUCUUCCUACUCUGGGAGCUUCUCUUCCUAUGCUGGGAGCUUAGACAUUUGCCAUGGUGAUGAGUUUGGAUCACUGCUAAGCUUGCCAUUGAACUUUCCUUCAGAUCAGAGUCUAUGUACUUGCCCUCACAGUGAGUCCCAGAGAGGUGUGGGAUCAGAGUAUCAGGUUCCCAGCUCUCUCAGACACGUUUAUGAUAUACCCAGGAGUGUGUUACAGGCAGCUUCUAAAGAAGUGCAACUGAAGAGUGCAGAUUCCACGCUACCCAAGGACCAGGCCCUGCCAGCUCAAGGUGCCAGUGACCCAAGACUGCUACUACCACACUUGGAAGCACGGAGGGGACCUGAGCACAGCCAGCACAGAGGGAGGCCUUCAUCUUUACUCACAGAAAGCAGCAAGGACUCAAGUGAUGAGACAUAUGUGGAUUUUGUUUCAAGGUGGUCAGACACAAAACCACAGGGACAGGUGUCAGACUCCAAAAGUAGUGAGCUGUCACCACCUGGUGGGGCUUCAGCUGACCCCUGUGACACAUGUAGCCCCCACCUUGGGAUGACCAGGGCUCUUUUUUCAUCUUGUCCAAUCUGUGGUGGACUAAAGGGAACAGCAGUAUUACAGUCUGGAGUCUUACCAGCUAUAUCAGGUGGUGCUUCUGUCAUGGCAGCUUCUGGGUCUUUGAAAGUGCAUAGAGGGCACAGUCUCCAAGCUGGUCCUAAAGGUGGGUAUGAGAUGCUAACCCUUCCUUCAGAACCUGGAACUCCAACUAGUUCUGAGGAACCUGAAGGGGCUGUAGGUUAUUCAGCUGAUGUUCCUACACCAGAUCGACCCCACAGUGAGGCAGCCACCUAUGUUAAUAUUCCUGUCAGCCCUACUUCCAAAAAACAGCUUCACUACAUGGAACUGGAGCUUCAAGAAUCUAGCACAAGCAUAAGAGCCAGCAGUACUGGACACAAAUUGAGAAGAACAGGAAAGUAUCUUCCCAGGAAUUUGAUGAAGCAGAACUGUGAUAGUGGUGACCAUAAAGUGACCAGAAGCAAUAGCUGUGGGAAUGCCUCUCCUGCGGUGACAGCCCCGGUUGUGCUGCUUUGGAGCUCUGCAGACAGCAAAUACAGUGGGAACAGUGAACCAGCUUAGAGCCUCUCAUUGCUGUUCUGCCUGGGAAAUUGUCACGGUGCAAGUUGCAGCCUGCAGCUGGCCACAUGUGCAGUGUGGCCUGUGAUGGGAGCCCUGUCCCUCUGUCCAUCAGCAGGGAGCUUGCCCUGAGCACUGCAGGGAGAGACAGAAGAACUGGAUAACAGAAACCUGCUGGCCAAGCAGCAACACUGCCCAUGUGAAGAUGCCAAACUAACUGUGCCCUGCUGUCUCUGCUGUAAGUGGUCAAAGCUGAACAGGGUGAGUUGCUCUGUUCCUAGGCUGGAAGGAGAUGAUGAAAAGUUCAUGGUAUGCUUGUGGCUAAACAGGGUCACUCCUUUUCCUCCUGUAAUCCCAGAAACAUACUGUGGUAGCAUUUUGAUCUGGAAUUCUGACUGUCCUAUUUAGUUACAUUGGCUGUUUUGGUCUUUCAAAAGUUCUAGUACAGCUGUUUGUACUAGAUAUGGCAUUAAAAUGAGAAGAAAAACAAUUCCUAAGAACAUCUCUGGAAAAAUCUUGUUCUCAUCCUGAAUUAAUAAUCAUGAAUAAAAACUUUGUUUUGCAGUUCUGCAAAGAAUAAGGGUCAAUUAGUGCAAGGUCUAAUUGGUGGCAAGGCUUUAGUGACACAAGCAAACUGAGGCUAAUUCAAACGUGGUUUAGGACAUCCAUCCCAGACAUAAACGUGAGACCCAGAACUUGGAUCUGAAAUGGUGGAAAAUGGACUCUCUCCCCACUGAAGAACCAUUUAGUUAAUGGUUUUGGUUCAGAUGUCUUCUUGAAUUAGAAACUGAAAUUUGAAUUUUGACUAAAGGACCCAAUGCCAGGUAUUGUAAAUUAUUGGUUUUCACAUGUGCUUCCAGUUCUCAGUGUGUUUAUUCUUAAAAUAGUGUAGCUCCCUUCUCUCUUUAAAGUGCUUGGAAAAUUUCAACUGUAGCAUGUUAAACAGCAUUUUAUUUUAGUAGGAGGCUUAUUUCAAAGUGAUUCAACACUCACUUUGCCUAUAGAAAUUGGCAGUUUUACAGUGGAGCAGUUAUUGAGAGGUAAACUUGGAGACUGAAAUGGUUAGUUUUAUUAAAAUGGACAGCUUUUGUGAUAAAUUAAUGCAUCAUUGAAGGAACAAAGUUCACAUAUUAAGCAUUAAUAUCUGUGUACUGUUUCUGAUUUAGGAGAGUGCUCUUUUGUUGAGUGGUGGGAUAAUAUACUUGAACAUUUGGAUAUGAAAGUGCUUUAAAGGCUAUUGGUAAAAGCACUUGUAUUGCAAAUGUUGCUGUACCAAAUAUGGCUCAACUUGAAAUAUUUACUGUGGAGAAGGGCUUAUGAAUUUAUUUUGGCUCUACUGGACAGAUUUUAUGAAUGCUUCCAUUUUAUGCCUGUAGAUACUAGUAAAAGAAAUCCAUGCAGUCUUUUUUUGUAGAUGAAUAUCCUGCUUCCCAACAGGCACUAGCUGAAUAGACUGAAAUACAUUAACUGCAUGAUGUAUUUGGAAAUGUUGGUUUUGGUAUUUAGCAGCACUUUGUUAAAGAACAUAAUGCAUACAGAAAAUGCAGCACCCAGCUCUCAGUUACAAAGGUAGGUCUGUUUGUAUUGAAAGCAACAAUCUAUUCUAUUUAUUGACUUACAUUACUUUAUUUCUUCUAUUCUCAUUAAACCCUAUGGAAUGAAAAAAUGUAUUUAAAAUAUAUUUUAGAACUUCUGUGUACUACUUACUGGUAAAUGUUCAGCCAAGAUCAGCUGUUGAGGCAGCACAUUCUGGAAGCUAAGGUGGUUUCUCUGUCUCUUGCUUUUUACCCUAAUCUGCAUUAAGCCUGGCUUGAGGGAACCCCGCAGGGAGAGCUGGACACAGCGAGCAGGAGAGUCCAGGCAAGGAUCCUGCUCCCACCAGAUCCUGAGCACAGGGAUCCCCUCCUGCAGAAACAGGAUCUGAAAAGGCAGAUGCCACUUCACCUGACAAAAUGUAAAUGAUCUCUACUUGGUAAAUUUAAAUAUUCCUGCUAUUGCCAGAUCUAUCAUUCAUCAGGACCCCAUGGGAGGGGAGAGGGGAAAUUAUUGCAGCAAUAAAUCUGCUACAGUGCUGUUCCUUAUCUGUUUUGGUAGAAUGAUGCCAUCUUAGCUGCUGUACCAACAUGUAGGACGUGCUUUUUUAAAGAAAGGCUUGGUUAUUUUGGUUGCAUUUAAUGCCUUAUGUAUUUAUUUC